Molecule: messenger RNA, 1670 nt
Organism: Loxodonta africana (African savanna elephant)
Lineage: Eukaryota; Metazoa; Chordata; Mammalia; Proboscidea; Elephantidae
Exons: 12
Coding region: 297-1670 (457 amino acids)
Source: RefSeq, a predicted model, not a curated record
AGAAAGUAAGUUGUUACUUAUUGCUGGAGGGCAGAAUGCAUUUGGCGAAGCAGCUGGAAAGGUGAACAAGGACAAGAUCAUUAAGGAUGAUUAAGCUGUGAUAUGAUGUUUGUCUUUUAUUCUGUAGGCACAUGGGAGCUACUGAAGUAAUCUAUUCACAAAUGACUGGAUUGUCUAUAUAGUAAGCCCAAAAAGGCUACCAUAGCUAACUAGUGGGUUUAUCAGUGUUACAGGAUACGAGGUGAAAUAUUCUUUCAUUUAGCUAAAUUUUGUUUUGCAUUACAGAAAAUGGCAAGAUGACCAUUCAAGAAUUUAUGACUAAGGUCUCUAAUACACUGACUGUUCCUAAUGAUGCAGAAGAUAAAAAUCAAUUUUACAAUUUCGAUAUUAACAAAAUUGAAGAUACAGCUGUUUCUGAACUCCAGCAAAGAUUAAAUGCCAUAGGAAUCGAUUUGGCAGAAGAUAAAAUAGAGAUGGCUUUGGAAAAUACUAAUCCUAAUAGUGAUGUGGUGAAUUUUAAGGAUAUUAUCAGAGAAUUGACCAACACUGAUGAAUUUAUUGAGUGCCAGCGAAUAGAAGAUGCAUGGAAAGUUGUCGAUACUGUCUCUGAUGGGAAAGUUGAAAUUAGAGACCUUUUAUCUACUCUGAAAACCGUGGAGAAACCUUUAAAUAAAGAGCAAUGUAAGGUGUUACCAAACUCUGCAGCAGAUGAUUUAUUUCAAGGGAUUGCAACUGUUGAAAAGAUCAGGAAUGAGAAGAUGCCUGUAAAUGAACUGAGCUCCAGACUCUUGAGUAUUGGAAGUCUGUUAAACAGCAAGACAUUUCAGGAGAUCCUGAGACAAGCAUCUAUUGAUGAAAAUAGCGAAGUAAGUCUCAGACAAAUUUUGGAGACUUUGAACGCAAGUAAGCCAGUUCCGGUAUUUGAAGAUAUACACACUGCCCUCAAUACUGUCAACUUGAUGAACUGUGACAGAAUUCAAGUUAAUGACUUGAAAGAUGCUUUUGAUGACCUUGGUAUUCCUUUAAAGUCUGAAGAACACAAGAUGUUAGAGAAAACGCUUGAUGUAGAUGAAAAGGGAGACGUUUCCCUAAAGACUGCCCUUUUAGCAUUGAAAAGCAGUAAGCGUUUUCAAGAUUUUAGAGAGGUUAAUGAACUUGCAAAGGCCUUAGACAAAAUCACCAAUGAAAAGGUGAAUGUUGAUGACGUAAAAUCUAUACUGAAAGGCUUAGGGAUUUAUUUUCCAGAAGAGGAGUUACAGGAAGUACUCACAUCCACUGCCGUUGAUAACAAGGGAAAUGUGGUCUUAAAAGAUUUCAUGACUGGGUUGACGCAUACAUCGUAUUUUACUAAAAGUUCAGAAAUAGAAGGCCCCUUGAAAGCCCUGGCCUCCAUUAGGAAAAAUGUGAUCAAUCCUGAUGACCUAGGUUCCAUAAUGAAAAAUUUAGGAGUUCCAGUGCCCCAAGAUGUGAUUCAAAGAACACUGAAGAAUGUGACUUUCAGGGGAGAUAGGGUUGAUGUCAGCAACUUAGACACUUUUCUAGGAAACAUGAGGAUGGAGAUACCAGGUAAACAAUUGAGUGAGAUUCCAAAGGACUUGUCACUUGAAGAUGAAAUAUACAUAGAUAUGGCUCACAAGGUUCUGCAUUCUGAGAAGCCCUUUUAUCAGUGA